Microbotryum saponariae is the source of this 3431-nucleotide messenger RNA. The record is from the annotation of a GenBank genome assembly. Lineage: Eukaryota; Fungi; Basidiomycota; Microbotryomycetes; Microbotryales; Microbotryaceae.
AUGCCAGCAUCCGAGAGGCUCGAUCCGGAUCAACGCUUCUUCGAUGAUCUUGUAGAGAAAUCAGGUUGCUCAUGAUGCCUGUGGUCGCACGCGCCGCGCAUUCUCGACGUGGCACUGACUGUGGCUCAACCUUCGAUCCUUCGCUGCCCUCUCUACCACAGAAGCAAUCAUCAGCAUAACGAAUUCUUCUAGGAGCAUCGGAUACUGCUGCGCAGUCUGCCCUCGACAUAAGGAUCGACGGCUGAGCUUUGCCCAAGCCCGGGCCCAUUUCAAGACGAAUGUGCAAAGACCAAGUCCGACUGCAAGGUACCGGUGUUGGGGAUCUUUUCUGGGUAUCAUCCCCCGACAACGACGAACUUUUAUUCGACACCAACAAUUCUAUCUCUUCUGUGAGCGAGCGGAGGUCUUCCAAUGUUGAGACUACGCGAUCUGAUGUGUCUGCAUCUGCCCUAAAACCAGCUCGGCAGCGAUGGGUCACCCUUGUCGGGCGGAACACCCGACUUCGACUACAGUGCGCAAAACUAUGCCCAUAAUGACGACGAUCAUGGCUUUGAAGAUAUAUCGGCUGCGUACGAGAGUCUAGACGACUUUGAAUCAAACCGUGAGGGUGAUGUCAGCGGGUCCGAAGACGACGACGACAUCGACAGAGAUUGGCGCCGACCCCGAACGCUGGCGCAUAUGAUCAAGGGUCAGUUCAGCAGUCAUGGGAGGUAUUCUUUGUCCUAUGCUACGUAUACAUCAUGGGCAAAUAUUUACAAUUAUAGUGAAUGCCGAACUCGUCAAGAGCUCAAGCCACCGCGCAUCAUCAUCGAGCGUUCCGCAUCCAAGCGAUGAAUGGUUCCCUUUUCCGAGCGCAGCUGUGAGUGAUCGUGACCCGAGCGCCGAAGCCCUCUCAGCUUACUAACUAAUGCUGACUCUGGUCUGCGAAUUCUUGACCACAGAUGUGCGUGGUGUCUCUCUUCUGGCGAUCACCCCACCGUCGCAUGGGCGUGCAAGAGUUCCAAGAAAUACUCGAGUUUGCACAAGUUCUCGGCGUGACCAAGCUGCCUUCGAUCAAAACCAUCAAAACCUUCCUAUGCAACCUACUCGACGAAAUACAGCUGUUCCGUCCCCGGCCAGUUGUUGUUCCUAACAACCGCACAAUCUUCAUCAUUCCUCCAUCUGAUUUUGUCAUUGCAGUGCGUUCCCAGUGGCACUCACUCUGACUCCGCGUCCAGUGACCCCAGCCAGUGCCCUCGCCUGACGCACGCUCUCUUAUAUCCCCGCAGGCGCUGGCUACCCCCACACUCGUCGAGCAAUUGGAGUUCUACCCCUCCUAUGACGACAAAGAUUUUGUGCAAUCGGCCUGUCAGACUGCGCGCUGGCGCCACACAUUACCGGCACCCAUUCGAACACCGAUGGCUUCGCAUGACGGCAUCGACUAUUUCGCCCAGGAAAUUGUACUUCAAAGAGGUGGAGGAUACCUCUUAAUCGACUCGUUCGCCACCCACAACCACGUACUCUGCGCACUGGCGGUUCCUGCGGUCCUCCGCGACGAUGGUAGCUUUUGCGUUCAACUCCCGCCCGCGGAUAUGCUGGACUUAUCGUCGUCGCCACUUUCAGACCGGGCGUGGUCCCUAAUGCCGUUGGAGUUACUCGGGUCUCCGAUCGCAAGGGAAGUGGAGAUGGAGAGGAGGAUGAUCAUACGUAAGUGCAUGAGACAAGUCGGAAAUUUCCCCACGCCUGACACGGCCACCUUGCGCACGCAGGACUGUCUGCAGAUCGAGAGGUGCUGCUACCCUGUUUGCCGGCGUCGAGUGCCUCGAGAGCCGCAGCCCGAGGCGGCCGACUUCUGACUGUCCCGCUGCGCAUGUUCUUGGGAUGAUUUUGGCGGUGGAGAGUCGAAGCGUUACUACAAGAUGUUCGUGGUCAGUGCAGACUCACUCCCAAACACCCAUGUGGGAUAUUACAUUGUACUGAUUCGCCCCCGGCGCAUGCAACAGUGCUCGAUUCAGACUCUGGGUUUGCCGACUUCGCAUUUAAGCCGCCGAUUCUCGCUUCAACACAUCGCUGUGACCGCUUGGGGAGAGGCACUCGAUCUAGCGGAGGCUGUCCUUACGGACAUUAUGUGAGUGUGAUGUGACUGUGUCGAGCCAGCCGGCAAUAUCGGCUGACUCAUGCAACAAACUCUAGUGCCACGCUUUCAUCGCCCGUUGAGGCCAUUGAUGGUCGUACCGGAGCACCUGUACAGUUUUUGACGCCACUGCUAUACACGGUACACGACACACCGAUGGCCGCCGAAGUCUCUGCCCGUCCAAUUGGGGCCGCAGCACGCUUCCCCUGCCGCUGCUGUCGAUGGGCCGGAUAUCCCGCCGACCGACUUGCGUUCAACACCCUAAGGACUUACUUUACUGUGAGUCAUGGCUUGACCGCGUUUGCUUCGUGCGUCAUGCAAAUAGCUGACAACUCGGAGCUGUAAAUUCUGCAGUCACCCAUUAAACGUAACGCGGAGAGCACGAUGUUGGAAUCAUGGGCGCAGAUCGAGACGAUGACUCGUGACGGCACCGCUCACAGGGUUCAGGAGUUGCAAAGGAGCACAGGCACGCGCGACAAAGUCACCGCAAAAGUCAUUGAAGAAAUCCGCCAAGCCUAUGCAGUCGAGAUGACCCACAAGAUCCCUUACAGCAAAGAUGGCCUGCCUCAGCCAAAUGCCGAGUUGGCGAGAAUGUACCAAAAUGCCGGCGCCAAGGAACGAAAAAAGAUUGCCACCGCCAACGGAGUUCGAGCACGGGCAGCCGCUUCGGCUCGGCUGUCCGAACUCAAAGCCUCUGGGUCCGUUCUCGGCCCUUUCUUCCGCAUUCCUCGUAAGUCACUGAGUUGACGGUGCUUGCACGGCUUGGGACGCAUCUGACAGUUCAAGCUCGCCGCAGAUUUCGACGUCCACCGUGACACACCUCCUGACAUGCUCCACGUCCUUCUGCUAGGUCCUGUCAAAUGUCUUUGGGUUGACACAAUGGCGGGCCUCACACCCACAGCCGUCGACUUCAUGCGCGGCGCUUUCCGUUCGCUUUCGACAGCUGGGCUCGGUGAACGGUUCAAGCCGAAUUUCUACGUCGACUACAAGGGAAGCCUCGAUGGUCACGAUAGUCGAAUGAUCGCGCAGAUACUUCCCUUCAUCGCUGAGGUCAUGUUGAGCCGGUCCAUGAUCACUCCAGUGACUAAUCGCUGCUCCCUUGGAAAGUUGACCCAUCACAUGUUCACUCCCUCCGCAAUAAGUAUUGAUCAGUACGCCGUGAGUUGGCUUGGUAUCCGUCAAAUGAUGAGGCAAGCUAGCUUGAGACUAAGGGAAUUUAUUCCGUGCACAGGACGACUAUCGCGAGCUAGCGCGAGCAUUUGUCCAAGCUUCGAUGACCCGCAAUUUGACAUUCACCUUGGCUCGCGUCAAGUGUUAA